CUUAAAACCGUGUGAACUACUUUUAAACAGGCUAGGAUAUGAAAUGUCUCUGCGUUGCAAAAUGUCGCCUAGAUAUGCAGCUCAUAGUUUUGACACACAGCCGAAAAACCCGCCCAGAGUUUGAUAGGAGACACUCUGCGAGUAGGAGACAGCCCAGUUCAGAUCCUCUGCGACACACACCAGUCAUCAACAUGUUGGUUUCUGCUCUGGUUAAAGCUGAUCGUCUCGCAGCCCAGCUUGGUAGAAAAUAUGCGCCGUUUCAAGAGAUGAUUGCUCGAACCCUGAAGUCUCAAACAGGCGAUGUGGACUUGCAGAGCGCAAAUACAAUAACUGGGAGAUACAAAACAAUAGAUGAUCUACCGGGACCCAGUCUGGCAACAACUGUAUACUGGCUCUUCGUUAAAGGAUACGCGGAUAAAAGUCAUGCAAUGCAGGUGGAGCAUAAGCGUCUGUAUGGUCCAAUCUGGCGCUCACGCUUCGGCCCAUUUGAUGUGAUAAAUGUGGCUGGGGCUGAUCUGAUUGCACAGGUGAUCCGUCAGGAGGGCCGGUACCCGGUGCGUACUGAUCUGCCUCACUGGAGAGAGUACAGAGACAUGAGAGGACAAGCGUAUGGAAUCCAUGUUGACACAGGCCCUGAGUGGUACCGCAUUCGCAGUGCUCUGAACCCAAAGAUGCUGAAACUGAAGGAAGUCACAGCAUAUGCACCCAUCAUUCAUGAGGUUGUGUCUGAUCUCCUGCAGCGAUUGGAGCUUUUGCGCCUGCGCAGUCCUGACCAGAUCACCGUCACCGACCUCGCCUCUGAGCUCUACAAGUUUGGCUUUGAGGGAAUCUCCUCUAUUCUGUUCGAAACGCGGUUAGGUUGCUUGCAGGAGGAGAUUCCAACAGACACCCUGCGGUUUAUUUCUGCUGUUAAUGAAAUGCUGGCACUUUCUGAGACAGUUCUUUUCUUCCCUCGCUGGACUCGUCACAUCUUCCCCUUCUGGAAGCGAUUUGUCCAGGCGUGGGAUGAGUUGUAUGACGUAGCUCGACAUCUGAUUGACAAGAAGGUGAACCAGAUACGAGAUCAGGUGGCGCGUGGAGAAGAGGUGGAGGGCAUGUAUCUCACCUACCUGUUAUCCAGCAAUAAACUCAGCUUAGGAGAGGUCUACAUCAGCCUUACUGAACUCCUGCUGGGAGGAGUGGACACGACAUCUAACACUCUCUCUUGGACCUUGUACCACCUCGCGCGUAAUCCAGAGAUACAGAAACGCCUCCACAAUGAGAUCGUUUCCGUGUGUCCGAAUAAAAAGGUGCCAAAUACAGACGACCUGACCAAGAUGCCCUACAUGAAGGCUGUCAUAAAAGAAAUCCUCAGGAUGUAUCCUGUUGUUCCUGGCAAUGGACGCCUGACUGUGGAUUCAGACAUAGUUGUGGAUAAUUAUUGGUUCCCUAAAAAGACACAGUUCCAUCUCUGUCAUUAUGCCGUCAGUCACGACGAGAGCAAUUUCCCAGAUGCGGAGCGCUUUGUUCCUGAGCGCUGGAUUCGGGACAGCCCUUCUCGCUCUCAGCAUCACCCCUACAGCUCUGUACCAUUCGGAGUUGGUGUCCGGGCCUGUGUGGGGAAGAGAGUGGCAGAGCUGGAGAUGUACUUUGCCCUGAGUAGACUGAUGCAACAAUAUGAGGUCAGAACGAAGGCCGGAUCUCCAACCAUCCAGCCCAAAACAAGAACACUGCUCAUUCCUUCCCAACCCAUCGACCUGCAGUUUAUCCCUCGCGUCUGACACCAGCAAAGCUCCAUUAUACACAUUAAAUGGUUGAAGGGUUAGUUCACUCCCAGAAUGAAAACAUUGCACAUGAUUUUGCCAAGUACGAUUCGAUCCUGGAUUAACUUCUAUGUUGACCCUGGAACAUAAUUUUUGUUGGAAAAUGUAAUCCAUACCUAUUCCCUACCCCUAAACCAACCAUAACUGUAAACUAUUCACAAAAUCAGAAGGGAAUAAUAGUUGGAUGACAAUCAUGUAAACCUAAAGUGCUUAACCGAAAGCCUAAACUUAACAUAAAUGGUAAACGUAUCACCUAA
Molecule: messenger RNA, 2059 nt
Organism: Danio aesculapii
Lineage: Eukaryota; Metazoa; Chordata; Actinopteri; Cypriniformes; Danionidae
Product: sterol 26-hydroxylase, mitochondrial
Biological process (GO): C21-steroid hormone biosynthetic process; glucocorticoid biosynthetic process; cellular response to peptide hormone stimulus
Cellular component (GO): mitochondrial inner membrane
Molecular function (GO): oxidoreductase activity, acting on paired donors, with incorporation or reduction of molecular oxygen; monooxygenase activity; heme binding
Source: RefSeq, a predicted model, not a curated record